Notolabrus celidotus (New Zealand spotty) is the source of this 4652-nucleotide messenger RNA. RefSeq names its product potassium voltage-gated channel, KQT-like subfamily, member 1.2 (gene kcnq1.2). Gene Ontology annotation, molecular function: voltage-gated potassium channel activity. The record is from RefSeq and is a predicted model, not a curated record. Lineage: Eukaryota; Metazoa; Chordata; Actinopteri; Labriformes; Labridae. The transcript is spliced from 20 exons. Bases 566 to 2743 code for a protein of 725 amino acids. Gene Ontology annotation, cellular component: membrane. Gene Ontology annotation, biological process: potassium ion transport; transmembrane transport.
GAGGGACAUGUUCAAAACACAAAUACAUGGUGUUAUCAACAGCUGCACCUCCACCAGCUGCUGGGUUUAAGACACGUGUUGUGUUCAAAUGUAUCCGUAAAAUUAUGUUUCCGAGGUAGCAAGUCAUCAAACAAAUGUCCACGAUCUCUUCCACGGAAACACACGCACACCAAUGCAAGAGUGGGGUCCUGUUUUCGUUUGGAGGCAUGUUGGACACACUUACAAAUAAUUUGUAAGGUAUGUGUGGUUGUUUCAUCAACAGCGUGGUGCACAGAUUACUUAAUUUAUACUUGAAGUAGUAGUAGGAAACUUUCUGGCGGUAAUAUGGCAUCACCUGGACCCAGCAAAUAGAUGAGCAUGCAUGUAAGACUGCUUUCAGGACGUCAGUCACGCAGAAGAAAGGUAUGGACACACAUGCCACACAGCAGAGUGAGCUCCUGCCAGCAGCGGGCAGCUAGCCAUGCCCCACUAGGUGUUUUCUCCAUCUGAAUCUCAACCUUAGUCACAACCUCCAGGACUUUCCAGGACUUUCAAACCCCCUCUCUGCAGCUUCCUUAAGGGCAACAUGGGGGACAAACGGGCGCACUCCUUCCACAUGACGUGCCACGUGCAGCGUGACUACGGCAGCAGGCUGGGGAGCUCCUUCAUACGAUGCGGCCCAAAUGGAUAUGCCAGCACAAGCCUCAGCCUUAGCCUGGACCAGGACUUGGAUGCUGAUCCAGCUGCAGACUCCACCAUGACUACAACUACUUCCUCUUCUCUGCGGGCUCCAGCACCUGACAAAAGCCACUACUCUCCUGUUUCACUGGAACUGGACCCCACAGCGGUGAAUAAUGGAUCAGGCAUUCCUUGCUGUCCACCAGAAAAGGACGCUAAAGACCCUGCGCCUGGGACGACAAGCAGCCGACCCUCUAUCACCACUAUCCAACAACCUCUCCCUCUUUCCAGCUGGCUGCAUCAUCACCAAAAGGAGUUUCAGAACCCUUACAUCCAGACUAGCAUGCAGGGGGAUGUUUACAACUUCCUGGAAAGACCUGCUGGUCUAAAAUGCUUCCUCUACCACUUCCUCGUCUUCGUCAUGGUCCUGGUGUGUUUGAUCUUCAGUGUCCUGUCCACUAUAGAGCAGUAUGCCGAAUUUGCCACGGGAACCCUCUUCUGGAUGGAGAUUGUGCUGGUGCUGUUCUUUGGCACAGAGUAUGUGGUCCGGCUGUGGUCCGCCGGCUGUCGCAGCAAAUAUGCCGGCAUCAAAGGACGCCUGCGCUUUAUCAGGAAGCCCAUAUCAAUCAUAGAUUUGAUCGUGGUCAUUGCCUCAAUCAUCGUGCUCGGUGUAGGGUCAAACGGUCAAGUAUUUGCCACUUCUGCAAUCAGGGGUAUUCGCUUCCUCCAGAUCCUGCGUAUGCUGCACGUGGAUCGACAGGGAGGAACGUGGAGGCUCCUGGGAUCUGUAGUCUUUAUUCAUCGACAGGAGCUGAUCACCACACUCUACAUCGGCUUCCUCGGCCUGAUCUUUUCCUCCUACUUUGUCUACUUGGCGGAGAAGGAUGCCGUGGACGAGGAGGGCAAGACCGGCUUCUCCAGCUAUGCAGAUGCACUGUGGUGGGGCGUGGUGACCGUCACUACGAUCGGCUACGGAGACAAAAUUCCUCAAACCUGGAUUGGAAAGGCCAUCGCCUCGUGCUUCAGUGUCUUUGCCAUCUCCUUCUUCGCUCUGCCUGCUGGUAUCCUGGGCUCAGGGUUUGCAUUGAAGGUCCAACAGAAGCAGAGACAGAAGCACUUUAACAGACAGAUCCCGGCUGCAGCCUGCCUCAUCCAGACACUUUGGAGGUGCUAUGCAGCAGAGAAACCAAACGGCUCUGCUGCCACGUGGAAGAUGUACCGCCUGACUCCAGAGGCUGUCGCACAAGCGGAACCUGAGCCCAGCCCUUACGUCAGGAAACUGAAUCUAUCGAAAAGAGGCAACAAGAGGAGGUUGAAGUCCAGAGGUAACGACUCUAUAAUGGUGGCAUCAGAGCAGACUGUGGCCAUCCCUCAGAUCACCUAUGAACACAUCAACGACUCAGAGGAGAAGAAAGAUGCGUCAUACUUCCUGGAACAGCCUGGUGAACCAGUUGAAGGGAUCAACAGAAUGUUUGGACAGACAGGCCCUCCUCAGCACUCUUGGUCAUCCUUCACUCUGAGCUGCCCUGGAUCUCCAGUGAGGAAGAAAAUGGAUAACAGCUCCUCCAUCGACUUCUUGCGCGCUAACAGCAUAACAGACGAGCUGGACUACAUGACUGAGGACAUGUCGUCCCUGCCGCCGGUCGUGUUGACCGCCAAAACUCAGUUGUCCCAUGCCCAGAGAUCAGCUGUGAAAGUCCUCCGCAGAAUGCAGUACUUUGUGGCCAGGAAGAAAUUUCAGCAAGCGCGGAAGCCGUAUGACGUGCGAGACGUGAUCGAGCAGUAUUCCCAGGGUCACCUCAACAUGAUGGUCCGCAUCAAGGAGCUGCAGAGGAGGCUGGACGGCACUCUUGGGAAGCCAGGAAUGUUUCUUCCAGGCAAAGGGGAAGACAAAGAAUACCCAACUAUCGGUGCUCGGCUGAUCAGGCUCGAGGAUAAGAUCCAUCAGAUGGACCAAAAAAUGGACUCAGUGCUGCAGAUCCUGAUGGAGCAGUUUCAGCCCAAACCGGAGAUACUGUCCAAGCCCUCCCUCCGCAGGGUGACCAUCCAAAAACGCAUGGGCGUCAGCAUCGACGAGGGGCUCUGAUGACGCUGCAGCUAGCGGUCACAUGGGGAAUGAUGACAUCAUCACCAAAGGAGAAUUAAAGGUGCAGGACUUCACAGAACAACAGACUGGAACCUCUCAUGGGAGCCAGCUUGCACAUAACGAGGGGACUUCGUCUUCCAACAAAAAAACUUUCUUGCUUCUGUUUGCAAUUGAGAAUUUCCUCACUGACCUUUGACCCCUGAGAAGAGAACAACUUUUGAUUGUCAACAUGGUGCUGGCAUUGCUCUGAGACAUGAUGGUAAGAGUUAAACUCAGAAAGCGGAGAAAAAAUCAGACUGACAUCCUCCUCCUCCUCCUCCUGAUGAUCGUUGGACUUCUUCUUUUUUUUUGUAGCCGUCUAAAUGUAGCCCUCUUUUCUGCACUUGCGCUGUUGGUCCUUAGUCUUUCUCAGCAGAGUAAUCCAAGCUGAAGCACGCUCCACGAAUUUAUUCCACCAUACAUUAGCCUCAUAAUCACACCACUCUGAUUAUGCUAAUUUAUGUGUGGCCUGUCACAGAGCUGCAUUUCUCUACUCCAAAUAUUAUUCCAAAGCUAACUAACCCAGUAAUGAAGUCAUAAUGCAAUCAAAGCGCUCCAGUUCCCCAAAGACACAGAGAAAAAUCUGAGAGGCCGGCCGUGGCGGAGGCAUUCCUCAAAUCCUUCUGAUUAUCUUGGCACCAUCCACGCCCAGUACACAACAGGGUUAUUUCCAUAGCCACAUAUCCAUCUAGCCUAACUGUACUUAGGCUGCAGCGGGUGUUUGUUAGUAGUGAUCGAAUAACACGAGGAGGGAAGGGCAGAUUAUCUGUUGAUUUAGCCCUGCGUUAGGCACCGGAAGGCUGGAGUAAAAGAAAAAAGGAGGGAAAGAAAUGAGUCCUGGAACGGCUGGCUAACAUUAAUCUGAUUUACAUCUAAGUUGAAGCUAAUAAAAAUAGCAAACCUGCUUUGACAAGUCUGGGUGUUCUGUUACAGGAGCACAGCCUAAAAUUAUGCCAUGGUCUCUUUGCUGGCUCCAACGUUUCAUGUGAGCAUUGAUCUCAAACAUUUUGAGCACCACCACCACCACCAGAACCCCGCUUAAUAUCCCCUAUUACCCUCUUCAGGGGGGGCUCACACUGCUGUGUGCAAUUUGAUAUAAAUUUGCCCCAUUAAAAGUCUGAUUAUUUUCUCUCUCCAUAGCUAAUUAAGUGCUGAAUUCCUGGUAAGGUGAGAUUACUCACUGCAAAUGGAAAAUGUGCAGGAUUUGAACGGCGGAGGAGCGGCCGCAGUAAUUCUGUGUGAAAGGUUUUGAGAGUAUCAGGCUACCGACGGGCGCGCACGUUUGAGAUCAACACAAAGACAAUGCUUUCACUUUGUUCCCAUUCAGACAGGACGCUUAGGCAUGAAGGAUGUAGAAAAUAGAAAAUAACUCAGCUAUGUCGCUACUGUAUGAAAGGCUUCCCAUAAUUAUAGCAUGCACAUUCCUAAAAAGACGGAUGCACAUACACAAACACAUACACACACACACACACACACACACACGCACACAAACACACAAGGGGUAAAAAAAAAAAAGGGAAGGGGAAAGAGGAGAAGCUUUCUCCCUGCACUAGUAUAUAUUUUCAUAUUUUUGCUGUGGUUCAAAAAUAUCUGAUAUUUAUCUUAAUAAAGUGGUUGUAUUUGAAGGCACUUGAUGUAUUUAUCUGCCUGUUUGUUCUCCUGUACAGUUUUAUAAGAGUUGUAAAUAGGAACAUUGCCUUAUUGUACUGUAUUUAUUAUCACGUGGAAAGAUCAACCUGGAACACGUCUGAUUGAAGGAGUGAUGGGAGGCUCCUGUAGUUCACAUGGAUGGAAAUGAUUGUAAAUGAUAUUCAUGCACACCCUCUGCACUGUAGCUCUGCUGUAAAUAAUAAAACUCCAUUUCAUUACA